AUGGCUAAAUCAACAGAUACUGCUCAAGUUGAUUCAGAUGAGUCAGAUUCUGGUUCUGAAUUAUGGGAUUGCACUAGCAGCGAUGACGAUGACAACCAAUCUGACUCAGAUACAUUUGAGGAUGAUCAUGCUAAAAGGAUUGAAAGGCAAGCACGAAUCAAUAUGGUUGCAAAUCGUUUUGCACAGGUGUUUGGUUGUUUGACAAACAAAGAUUCACCUGUAGUUGACGUACCCGUGGUAUCUAGAGCAAAAGAAGAAGAGGACUAUAAAGAUGAUGGUGAUCUAACAAGACAAUGUCUGAAAUGUGGAGCUCUCUUUUGGUACAAUGAAAGGAUUGAUAACUCAAUUAACAAGGGUCAAGGUCCUAAAGUGUUCAAACUACAUGGUGAGAAUUAUCAUUUGAUAGGGAGUUUGAAACCUCCGCCUGACCACCCUGCAAAGUUCUCUCAGUUAUAUAUUCAUGACACGGAAAAUGAAGUUCAAAACAGAAUAGCUGCACUGAGUGGGAAUUCUGAAAAAAGCAAAAUAAGAGAAGACUUGGUCGAGGCUAUCAUGAAUAUGUUAAGAAUCUCUAAUGUUCAUGUCAAGACCUUUCGUAAUGCAAUGGACAGGUUUAAUGCUGAAGAUGAAUGUCAAGAGCUCAGUUUGGUCUUAAUUCACAAUCGUCUAAAAGAUGGACGUGUUUACAAUCUCCCGACUUCUUCAGAAGUAGCGGCUUUGGUGGUUGGUGAUUUUCAGUUAGACAUGGAUAAACGUGAUAUUAUUCUGGAAAAAUAUUCGGGAAAACUGAAAAGAAUCAACGAGCUGCAUCCUUGCUAUCUGCCUCUUCAGUAUCCAUUGAUAUUCCCAUAUGGAGAAGAUGGAUUUCGAUUAGGGAUUCAAAAUGGUUUCACCGGUAACGGCAAAAGGAAAAAGCAUAAUAUCAGUAUGAGGGAAUUUUUCGCAUACAGGAUUCAAAUCCGGAAUUCUGGUUCGCAAGUCCUUCUUCUAUCCAGACGUUUGUUGCAGCAGUUUUUGGUAGAUGCUUAUACAAUGAUCGAGACACACCGUCUACGGUACAUUAGGAAAAAUCAGGCUAAUCUACGGACACUGAAGUUCAGUAAGUUUGUUGCUGCUGCGAACGACGGUAAUACAACUUUGCCUAUUGAGGGUAACCGAAUUAUCAUUCCCUCAUCCUUCACAGGCGGUCCAAGAUAUAUGCAUCAGAUGUAUUUGGAUGCUAUGACUAUCUGCAAAUACUUUGGGUUUCCAGAUCUCUUCAUAACUUUCACAUGUAAUCCUAAAUGGCCUGAGCUGUCUAGGUAUUUUCGGAAAUACAAUCUCAGGUCCGAGGACAGACCUGAACUGUGUUGUAGAUUGUUCAAAGUAAAGCUGGAUUGCUUGAUGGAGGAUCUAACCAAAAAACAUUUGCUUGGCAAGACAGUGUCAGCACUUUAUACUAUCGAGUUCCAGAAGCGUGGGCUCCCACAUGCUCAUAUUCUUUUGUUCAUGGAUUCAAAAGACAAAUUUCCUAAUGCCGAGGAUAUCGACCGCAUUAUUUCAGCCGAAAUUCCUGAAAAAACCCAAGAACCCAAACUGUAUGAGGUUGUAAAGGACAUGAUGAUUCAUGGACCAUGUGGUGUUGUCAACAAAAAAUCUCCGUGCAUGCAAGAUGGGAAGUGUAGCAAAUUUUUCCCCAGAAAACAUGUUGAGAAAACUACUGUGGAUGGUCAAGGUUACCCUGUUUACAGGAGAAGAGAAGAUGGGGCUUUUGUUGAGAAGAAAGAAAUUCAGUUAGACAAUCGGUUUGUUGUGCCUUACAACAAGAGUUUACUACUUCGGUAUAAUGCUCAUAUUAAUGUGGAAUGGUGCAAUCAGACCCGGUCAAUUAAGUACUUAUUUAAGUAUAUCAACAAAGGUAAUGACCGUAUUACAGCAACAGUUACUCAAAAGUCGAGCACGACCGAGGCUACUGGAGCUGAGACACGUGAAAUAAAUAACCCAAGAGGAGAAGGUGAAACUACUAUGGAUGAAGGUGCUGAAGCCGUAGUUGAUGAAAUAAAAAAUUAUUUUGAAGCGAGGUACAUCUCUGCUUGUGAGUCGUCUUGGAGGAUCCUUGCCUUUCCCACCCAUUACCGAUCAACACCUGUAGAAAAUCUUACAUUCCAUCUAGAAGGAGAGCAACCUGUUAUUUACAAGGAAGGAGAUUCUGUGGAAAGUGUUUUGGCUCGUGUGCAGAAUUCAAAGACAAUGUUUUUAGCUUGGUUUUAUUGUUGUGAACGAUACCCUGAAGCAAGAGAUUUGACCUAUGCAGAACUUCCAACAAGAUUCGUAUAUGAUGGAAAACAAAAAGAAUGGAAUCCAAGGAAGAAAGGUUUUGCAAUUGGGAGAUUAGCUCCAGUUUCCCCAAGUUCUGGUCAGAAAUAUUUUCUGAGGGUUUUGUUGAACAAGGUUAGAGGUCCACGGUGUUAUGAUGAUAUAAAAACAGUAGAAGGGAUAGUUCACCCAAGCUACGAGGAUGCAUGUUACAAGCUGGGUUUGUUGGACGAUGAUAAAGAAUAUAUUGAAGACUGA
This is a messenger RNA of Brassica napus (rape), 2553 nucleotides long. RefSeq lists its product as uncharacterized. The coding region runs from base 1 to 2553 and encodes 850 amino acids. NCBI's taxonomy places the organism in Eukaryota, Viridiplantae, Streptophyta, Magnoliopsida, Brassicales, Brassicaceae. The record is from RefSeq and is a predicted model, not a curated record. The transcript has 7 exons.